This is a messenger RNA of Acaulospora colombiana, 1026 nucleotides long. NCBI's taxonomy places the organism in Eukaryota, Fungi, Glomeromycota, Glomeromycetes, Diversisporales, Acaulosporaceae. The record is from the annotation of a GenBank genome assembly.
AUGAGUGGCAUGAAAGAAACUGACAUGUCUGACCUUGUUGCUUUACUUAUGAGAGUGGCCAGAGCUUUCUUCCAGACGCAACACAUUGUGGUCUUGGAUCAGCUCACUAGACAUGAAUCAAUAAGCGACGAAAACUUGUCAAGGGGUGUUGGGCUUACCGUCAAAGAGAUCCACAGGCUUUGCGGAACGCUGAAAGAAGCACGCCUGAUCAGGGAGUUUGCCAAGACUGAACCAAAGAAGGCAGAGCAGCGGGCGAUUUCUAGAACCUAUUAUUACAUAGACUGGCAACAAGAACUGGAAAAUAAAGGUUAUCUAUGCCCAGGUUGUAAAAAAACCUUCGCACCUCUUGAGAUUCGCAAUUUGAUCGAUAUGACUCGUGGAGUCUUUUUGUGUGACCUGUGCCAUACCGAAUUGAUUCACAACGACAAUGCCGAAAAUGUAAAGGGAACCGAAAAGCUUCAUGGAAGGUUUAUGGAACAAAGUCAGCCCAUUAUUGAUUUGUUGAAAGCCAUUGACAAAUUGGUCAUUCCCGUUUCAUCGGUUGAAAAGCUACAAGUUUCUUCUGGUACAAAGGGCGGUCAACCAGGUUCCACGCAGGAACAAGAUUUACAAUACUCUCAGGACACUGGAACAAGUUCGGGAGACAUAGUUGUUGUCAUUCAGGGUGACAACGAAGCUUCUAAAACGGAAAGACAGGCCGAAACGGAAAAGAGAAGGCAACAAAAUGCACUGCCAUCAUGGCAUGUCCGUAGUACGGUAUCCGGAGACAUUAUGGUUUCCAACGCUGGAAAUGCGGGCACUACGCAAGAGAAUGAGCAGAAGGCAGAGAUAGGAAUAGUGAAUGAAAAGGAUGAUGAGCGUGAAAACUUUUACGCGAAUUAUUAUGCCAGCUUAUACCAGGAUGAAGCCAAUGGGUCGUCACCGGUAGCCGAGCUGGAAGACGACGAAUUCGUUGAGAAUGGCUACACUUAUGCCGAUUAUGAGGAUUUGGAUGUCGACUUUCCAGAAUCGGAUAGGUCCAGCUAA